Messenger RNA from Botrytis porri, 258 nucleotides. RefSeq lists its product as uncharacterized. The record is from RefSeq and is a predicted model, not a curated record. Lineage: Eukaryota; Fungi; Ascomycota; Leotiomycetes; Helotiales; Sclerotiniaceae. Bases 1 to 258 code for a protein of 85 amino acids. The transcript has 3 exons.
AUGUCGUCGCGGCUGUUACCGGGCUUCUCGCUCCUGACCGGAACUCAAGCCGACGUUGCCACCGCCAUGCUCGCUCAGAGCGCCACUACAACCGCCAGCGGCGCUAGCACUGGAUCAGCUUCUAGCAGCACUGCCACUGGAUCUUCUGCUUCGCCUACCUCUGCCAGUGGUGCAAUUCAACAAAUCAACGCGAUCCGCGGUUAUCUCAUCGGUGGUAUCAGCAUCCUCGCUGCCGCUGCUGUCGCCAACUUGGCUUGA